AUGCCCCCGUAUAAAAGAUAUCUCGACGAGGUGCAAGCUGGCGAGCUCCCUAAUAUGCGUGACUGCCCUCGUAGGCAAGCAACUACGGGAUAUAUGGAUUGGCUAACGCUUCCUCGUUGCGACAACUUCGACAUAUGUCCGUCAUGUUACGAAGUCACAUUUUCUCAAACCGAAUUUGCGCACCACUUUGUUCCGGCGCCGUUCCGCUCGACAGACCGAUAUAUCGUCUGCGACUUCGGGACUUCCCGAUACUACCACAUCGCGUAUUUCCUAACAAGAAAAUACGGAAUGGCGGAUCUAGCCAUGUUUCGAAAUAUCGCCAACGUCACCGCUAAGAGCCAGCCGUGUUCGGGAGCGAGAGAAACUUCCCGAAUCUGGUAUUCAGUCAAAGAUCCCCGCUCGGGACACCCUGUCGAAAGCUUUACCGUCUGCUACACUUGUGCGAAGACGGUCGAGGCUUUACUUCCGAAUCUGACAGGCCUUUUCGUGCCUAUGGACUCCCCGGCCGAAGCUACAAGGGGUGUCUGCGCGAUGCACCAAGAUAAUGAACGAAGAUUUUUAUUCUAUUUCGACCUUUUAGAGGCGGCGGCCGAUAAGGCCUUAAUAACUAAGAGCACGCCGGACGUCCAGGCCCUAGCCGAUAGACUUCGCGACUUGACGGCCGUUCCCGAAUGCGCUCGCGAUACUCCGGUCCACAACGGUAAGUGGUACACGAUGCGGUCAAUUCCCGAUCUUACGGUCUGUGAGGAGUGCUUCGGGGAAGUAGUCUGGCCUAUGAUUCAACGCGACAGCAGCUCCAUUGCGGCCAACUUCCACAAGAACCCCCAGCUACUCCCGCUGGCCUCUUGCCAGCUAUACUCGGACCGCAUGCGCCAAAUAUUCCAGUGGGCCGUGCGGCAUAACGAUAUGAGGUAUCUGGAAGCGAAGGUCAGGGAACGCAGGCUUAAAGAUCAGGAGUAUCACGCCAGGAUUGUGGGACUUGACCCGCACCGCUUCGGUACGGAAUGGGUUGAGGCCGAGCUCGACCAGGCGGUUAGGGAGUGGCAGAGGUGGGAGUAA
Molecule: messenger RNA, 1059 nt
Organism: Daldinia childiae
Lineage: Eukaryota; Fungi; Ascomycota; Sordariomycetes; Xylariales; Hypoxylaceae
Exons: 1
Coding region: 1-1059 (352 amino acids)
Source: RefSeq, a predicted model, not a curated record